AUGGCCUCCGACUUAGCACCCCCAGCAAACUCUCCAGCUGACUCAAACUCUGAGACCUUUACCUUACAAAUCCUAUCGCCUUCUGUAGGCAUACCGCAACCACUAGCGCUCCAGAAGCUUCCCAUAGGUACCACUGUUAAGCAGCUAAAGGAGCGCAUCCGAGAUGUUGUUAGCACUAAGCCUGCCGACCAGGCGCAACGUCUCAUUCAUAGAGGCCGUUUAUUGGCCCGUGAUAACGAGACAAUGACUGAUAUAUUCGGUCCGGAAGCGCUGCGCUCUACGGAUCACCAAACGUUACAUCUAGUGUUACGAGAUCUUUCUGAUGGCCGACCAACGUCCACCCCGACUCCUCCAAACCAAAGCACUACUUCCGGUCAACCCUCGACUGGAGCGAACCCGCUUUCCCAGCACCAGCUGCAUCCCAACACUAAUCCCUUCCAACCCGAGCCUCAGGCGCGCACUGGAAUCCCUCAUUACCACGGCCUAGGCUUUGGUUCUCAAAGGCCUGUUCCCGGGAUGCCGGCUGUAGGUCAGCCCAUGGUCCUUCCGCCUGGCCUUUCUCCGCAGCAGUAUAACCAGUGGGUUAGGGCCCUAAAUGCUCACGUAGGAGCUCGCGACCAUAACCAACGAACAGCUACGCCGGGGGCGCAAGACAUACCUAUUGCCAGCGCAAGGGGAACACCGGGAAUGAGUACACCUGGAAGGAUAGCUUCGCCGUUCCAGUCAGAGAUGACGCGUACUACAAUCAGUGAGAGAACCGAUACUAAUGGGUUACACUGGCGAAUAACUUACAACGAAACAUUUGCAAAUCCAUUACAGCGACCAGGAAAUACUUGGAGUUCUCAGGCACGCUCUGUUCCGAAUGGGAGCCAGCUUUACGAUAAUGAAGCACAGGAUAUUCUACGAGCUGCGGAUACUAACGCGGCAACUAGGGUCAUGGCUGAUGCUAUGCGAAGGAAUGCUAGCAGCUCUUCCCUAGCAAGUCUUGCAACCGGCCAAGCUCAGUAUCCUAUUCCACCUGGGGUUACUACACCAUUAAUUCCAUCUCGAGCGGGCAGCGCCACUGCUACACCUGAUCCGUUUAGAGCAGCUGGUCAGUCCAGAAGCCUACCUGUACACCAAACUCAGACCCAUUCGUCUCAAAACACACCAGAGGUGUAUAUCCUGUCUUCCCCUAGUGGACCUCGUGCCUUGUUGCUCAAUGGCGGCUUAGAAACAUAUUUCAGCUCUUCAACUCGAAUCGUAAAUCCAUCUAUGAGUGUACCAUUUGUGCAGAGGCAGUAUCCACUUACAUUUGCCAAUGCUCUCCAUCCGCAAUAUACGGCGCCGGCACCAGCGCCAGCCCUACCACAAAUGCCUCCAGCCGGACGAAGCCACAUAGGACAUAAUCCUGCGCAACCACAGCAACAUCAGGCUCAACAACAGCAUGGUUUGCCUCAACCCCUUCAGAUGCCACAUAUAGGACAUGCUGUAGCUCGUGCAGACAACCCACAAAUUCAGGCUAUUAGAAUAGCUCAUUUAUGGCCGCAUAUCUGGUUGGUCGCUCGUAUUGGCUUCUUCAUCUGGUUGUUCUCAUCGCCAAGAUCUAGCUGGUCUCGCUUCUUUUUCAUGAUUGGCGCCGCAAUUGUCAUGUUUCUCGCCCGCACUGGCCUUUUGAAUCAACUGUGGGUCCCUUUCCGCCAACGCUUGGAGAACUUGAUACCUCCAGCCGACGGCCACCACGGCGCAGCAGUACAAGUAGACGCACAGGGCGGGGGCGUUCAGGGCGGAAAUGGUGUUGUGGCGGAUGGCGGACAACAGCAGAGGGAACUACAUCCGGCAGAUACGGCAGCCAGGCUGGUGCAGCAGCGACGUCAUGCGAAUGCCAACUGGUUGAUGGACCAAGUUAGGAGGUUAGAACGUGCUGGUAUCCUGUUUCUUGCUAGUAUCGCUCCAGGAGUUGCUGAGCGGCAUAUCGCGCAAGUUGAAUCCGAGGCGCGGGCCGGGCGUAGACGGCGGGAGGAGGCCGAAGCUGCCGCUGCCGCUCAGCAAUCUGAGAGACCAGAUGAUGCAGAACAGGGCGGAGAUAGUGAUACUGCCACUGCUACCGCUAGUGAGGAGUCGGGGGGUCAGGAUCGAUCACCGGAAGGCGAGAGGGGUAACGAGAGACCGCCUGCUGCGGAAGAGCCGCUCAUUGACAUAUAA
This is a messenger RNA of Daldinia childiae, 2184 nucleotides long. RefSeq lists its product as uncharacterized. NCBI's taxonomy places the organism in Eukaryota, Fungi, Ascomycota, Sordariomycetes, Xylariales, Hypoxylaceae. The transcript is spliced from 2 exons. Gene Ontology annotation, biological process: endoplasmic reticulum unfolded protein response. Bases 1 to 2184 code for a protein of 727 amino acids. The record is from RefSeq and is a predicted model, not a curated record.